UAUCCAAAACUGAUCAGUUUAGAUCUUUCCUUCAAGAUGUGGGCAAAAGCUAGUGCUUCAACGACCCAAAAAGAUGGUAAUAAGGAAUUGAGAGAUGCUAAUUGCAAAAGCUUGAAUGUCAACGAGGAGUACUUUAGUGCACUAAGAACGAAAUCAUAUGCAGAGUUCUUCACAAAAGUUGAAUUACUUGUAAACCAGCCAUCCUAUGCAUCACUCUGCAGCAAUCAGGAGUUCUCUGAAAUUCUUCUUGAACCUGGUCAAGACACCAUACCAGCUAUUCUUGAUGCUGCAACUCUUUCAAAGAUUCCUGCACUCAAAGGCCUUAUGCUCAACUACUUUGACAUCAGUGCUGAGGCUUCAAACAUCUGCAGCCACCUCCUCAAAAGCAUCAAACAGAUCCAAUCCAACUACCACCAUACCCUUGAUACAAUUGAUAAUGAUUAUCAUUCUCCUGAGCAUCUCAAGCUGAUUAUUUCUGAGCUAAACACUUUUAUUAUCCUCAACAAGCAUGAAUUUAAGCUGAUACUCGACAGGUACUCAUUGGUAUUGCACCACCUGAAGUCAGUGAGAAAAAGGGUGGCAAGAAAACUUAAGCUGAUCAAAUAUUUCAAGAAGGCUUUUGGGAUUUGCUUGAUAGCAGCUUGUGGGUUGAUAGCAAUUGCAGCCAUUGUUGUAGCAACACACACUCUCAUGAGCACACUUGUCUUGGUGCCAACACUUAUGAUCAGCUCCCCCAUGAAGCGCUUGAAAAACAAGUUUUUGAGAUUUGGAUUUUUCAAAAGUGGGAUUCUCAGGAAAGUGGGGAAGGAGAUUGAUGUAGCUGCUAAGGGAACUUACAUAUUGAACAGAGAUUUUGAUACAAUGAGCAGACUUGUGGCACGGCUUCACGAUGAGGUUGAGUACAAAAAGGCACUGAUGAGAUUCUGUUUGGAGAGGAGGGAGGAUAAGUUUUCUUUGCAAGUAGUGAAGGAGAUUAAGAAGAGAGAUGUUGGGUUCAGGAAGCAAGUGCAGGAGCUUGAAGAGCAUGUAUAUUUGUGCCUUGUAACCAUUAACAGGGCUAGAGCUUUGGUCAUUAAGGAGAUCAUGACUUCAUGUCGUGUAGAGAAAUAA
Corylus avellana is the source of this 1110-nucleotide messenger RNA. Its product is annotated as UPF0496 protein At1g20180-like. The record is from RefSeq and is a predicted model, not a curated record. Lineage: Eukaryota; Viridiplantae; Streptophyta; Magnoliopsida; Fagales; Betulaceae.